Chironomus riparius is the source of this 291-nucleotide messenger RNA. NCBI's taxonomy places the organism in Eukaryota, Metazoa, Arthropoda, Insecta, Diptera, Chironomidae. The record is from the annotation of a GenBank genome assembly.
AACUUACUUCUUUGUUUCCUCUUUCUUUGACUUGUUGCUCUUUCGUUCGGCUUCAACGAUUGUACCAAUAUGAUAUUUCUUCAUAAGCUCUUUAGCAUCUUGCGAGUGACCAAUAUCGUUGAAAGAUUCAGUGGUCUCUUUUCCUGCAUACUCAAUAAGAAUUUCCUCUCCACCUAUAGAUUCAGCUGCGAACUUUGUUAAAUCAUAAACAUUAUCGUCUAUGAUCAUGUACAGGUCAUCGCGUGUAUUGUGCGCUGAUACUUCUGCGAUAGUGAAUUCCUUUGUAGCCAU